This is a messenger RNA of Patiria miniata (bat star), 1263 nucleotides long. Its product is annotated as zinc finger MYM-type protein 1-like. The transcript has a single exon. The record is from RefSeq and is a predicted model, not a curated record. NCBI's taxonomy places the organism in Eukaryota, Metazoa, Echinodermata, Asteroidea, Valvatida, Asterinidae. Gene Ontology annotation, molecular function: protein dimerization activity. Bases 1 to 1263 code for a protein of 420 amino acids.
AUGAGUGGAGCUGUAUCAGGUGUGGCAAAGAGGAUACAAGAGGUAGCUCCUUCGGCCGUCUAUGUGCAUUGCUAUGCACAUCGACUUAAUCUAGUCAUCGUUGAUACCUGCAAGACGGUCAAGGAAGCUGCUAACUUCUUCGCCCUGCUUCAACAGCUGUAUGUCUUUGUGUCUGGGUCCAACGUUCACCAGAGAUGGCUCCAAAUACAGGCAGCGAUGUUCCCUGGAGAGCAGCCUCGCGAGCUAAAGAGACUUAGCGACAGCCGAUGGGCAUGCAGAGCUGAUGCCUGUGUCGUUGUGAAGACACGGCUAAAAGCGAUUCUCCGGUUGCUGCAUCGCAUCUCUGAGGAUGACGAUGGAGAGCGUGCUGUCGAAGCUACAGGUCUCCUUGCACAAAUGGAUGAGCGGUUUGCGGCACGACUUGUGUUGAUGAGCACACUACUGCAGAAGACCAAAUCGUUGUCCACCAUGCUGCAGCAAGACGAUGUGGACCUGUCUGCAGCUAGCAACUUAGCUGCAGUCAUCAUUGAUGAGCUCCAGGACAUGCGGUCCAAUGACGACACCUUUUGUGAGAUCUGGCAGGAGGUGGAUGGAGUCGUAAAUGAUUGCCGGGAUGACCUCGCGCCCACCAGACGGAGACGAGCUCCUCGACCUUCAACACGCUUGGAAGGCUACCAUGUGCUGGAAGCCACUGGUCAGCAGGAGCAGGCAGCCCCUGAAGUGGACUUCAAAGUUAACUUCAUGUUCCCGGUGCUGGACAGGAUGUUGCAGGAAAUGAGAGGGAGGUUUAGCGACCAAAACUGCAGGCUGAUGAAGGGUAUAGAUGCCCUGACACCAUCCAGUGAAAACUUUCUGUCCCCUGAGAACCUGAAGGCUCUACAGGAAACAUAUGGGGCAGAUCAGGAAGACCUGAGGCAUGAGCUCCAUCAAGUAAAGAGGCUGAUAGAGAGAAAGGCCUCUAAAGAAGAAGCAGUACCAAAGAGCAUGCAGGGUCUUGUCAAUUUUUUGGAGCCCUACAAGGAUGCCUUCUUUGAGCUAUAUCGACUUUCGAAAAUCGCAGCGAUCAUUCCAGUUACAUCAGCCUCAUGUGAGAGAAGCUUCUCCGCAAUGAAGCUAAUCAAGACAUAUCUUAGGAACUCCAUGGGGAAUGAACGCCUGAGCGACCUUGGCAUGUUGUCCAUUGAAAAGCUGAACAUGGAUGAGUUCGUUGACAAGUUUGCAGCAUCCCAUAAGAACAGAAGGAUCAAAUUUAAACUUGUGUAG